AUGGGCCCAUUUGGUCACAUGCGUAUCAACGACAGCGCAAUUCACCGCAGUAGCAACACGUCUAGCACACAUUGCACGCCCACUUUGUCUAGCCCAACCUACACCCCAUCGUACAGCGCGCCUGCCAUCAGCAGGUUCACCGCCGCCGCCGCCGCCGCCGCCGCCGCCGCUGCCACCACCACCACCACCACCACCACCACCACCACCACCACCAGCGAAUUGGACGCUCACAACCUAUCCUGCUCAUCCUGUUCCCGUAUAUUCUCCUCACGAAUCGGCCUGGUCGGACGCUUGCGAAUCUAUCGUAAGGAGAACGAUAAACCAGUGCCCUGA
Messenger RNA from Spirometra erinaceieuropaei, 333 nucleotides. NCBI's taxonomy places the organism in Eukaryota, Metazoa, Platyhelminthes, Cestoda, Diphyllobothriidea, Diphyllobothriidae. The record is from the annotation of a GenBank genome assembly.